UGCAGCGCCAGCAAAUAACAAACAGUGAAGUGCACUGUCGAGAAAAAUAUGGUGUGACCUAUAAAGUCAGUAAACGAUGUUUAAAAUGGAUCCAAGACUUCUUGUUUUCCUCGUUUCAGUGGCUUAUGGUUUUACAGUCGUUAAUGGUCUGCUAUGUAGUUGUAGCGUCUGUAAAUCCAGCAAUUACACCUGUGAAACAGAUGGCGUAUGCUACAUUGAGAAGAGACGAACUGAGUCCAAAGAAAUCGAGACUCUUACUCGAUGCAUGUCUAAACAGGUUCUUCAUCCGCCAGAUAGGCCAUUAGUUUGUGAACCAAUCUUUAAUGUUGUCUUGUGCUGUGACACCCACAUGUGUAAUGAACGUUUGAAUGGAACAGUCCCACCUUUACCUUCAACCCCACCAAGUCCAACCACACAGGCAAUGCAAGAAAGCCUGGAAACCCUGGAGCUGGCGGCUGUCAUCGCCGGGCCGAUAUGUUUCAUUUGUUUCAUGUUCAUGAUAACGUUGUGUGUGUGUUUGGCGCAGCGUCGUAGACAAACUCCUCGAUACCAUUUCAACGAUGACAUUGAAUCUAUAGACCCACUAAUGCCACCAGGACAGUCGUUAAAAGAUCUGAUGGAUCUUUCUACAUCUGGAUCAGGAUCAGGUCUACCAUUACUUGUGCAAAGGACAAUAGCCAGACAAAUACAGCUUGUUGAACAGAUCGGUAAGGGCAGGUUUGGUGAAGUCUGGAGAGGACGUUGGCGAGGAGAAAAUGUUGCUGUCAAGAUAUUUUCAUCACGAGAGGAGCGCUCUUGGUUCCGAGAAGCUGAAAUAUAUCAGACGGUCAUGUUACGAAAUGAAAAUAUUCUUGGCUUCAUUGCAGCUGACAACAAAGAUAAUGGUACUUGGACUCAGCUAUGGCUUGUAUCUGACUAUCAUGAGAAUGGAUCUCUCUAUGAUUACUUGGCUAGAAUUCCCGUGGACAUUACCGGUGUGAUAAAACUAUCACUCUCCACAGCGAGUGGCCUUGCUCAUUUACAUAUGGAAAUAGUAGGAACUCAAGGUAAACCUGCUAUAGCGCAUCGUGAUUUGAAAAGCAAAAAUAUAUUAGUGAAAAAGAAUGGCCAAUGUGCAAUAGCUGAUCUGGGACUGGCAGUGCGCCAUGAUGCGACAACCGACACAGUAGACAUUGCUCCGAACAAUAGAGUGGGAACCAAGCGGUACAUGGCACCCGAAGUACUGGAUGAUACUAUUAAUAUAAACCAUUUUGAGUCAUUCAAGCGAGCUGAUGUAUACGCUCUCGGUUUGGUACUUUGGGAGAUCAGCAAGAGAUGUAACAUGGGAGGUAAUUAUGAAGAAUACCAGCUACCAUACUAUGACAAGGUGCAGUCUGAUCCCUCUAUUGACGAAAUGAGGAAAGUUGUGUGUGAUGAAAAACAACGACCAGAUAUACCAAAUAAAUGGAUGAGUAAUGAGGUGCUAAGAGUUAUGGCCAAAGUAAUGAAGGAGUGCUGGUAUCACAAUGGUGCGGCGAGGCUCACUGCAUUGAGAAUAAAAAAGACACUAUCAACUGCCAGCAAUGCUGAAGACAUCAAGCUGUGAUUAGAAAAAAUUGAGUGGUAGUUCAUACUAUUUUAUUAUAUUACCAUUUUUUUUUUUAAUAUUUUAAUUAGUUGAAAUAAACGAAGACUUAUAAAAUAAUGUGAAAUGUUGUAGGGCAUUUCCUGGUAAAUUAACCAGACAUGAAUUUGUGGGUCUCUAAUGAAUAUUUUUAUUUGUGGCUGGGCAUUAAUAUGUAAAUCAUGUAGUGACUCGUCACUAGAGGGCAGUCAUCAAAUCAAUUAUGGCCAUUGAGAGCAGUCUUAAUAUGUUCGGGUUGGUGAUGGUAAAGUCCCAGCAGGACUUUAAAACUUACUUUUUGGGGUGAAUAUUAGGAGAAACAUGUUCUAUUUAGUAGGAAAAUGUUUUUUGUUUUAUAUUUGAUAGAGGGCGCUAUAUAUAUUAAUUUUAUGACUGCAUCCAAGAUGUUAGGUCGUUGCUGCAUUUUACAAUUUAUAAAAAAUAAUGACUUUUAUGUAGUAUAUGAUAUGUAAAUUAAUAUUUUUUUAUAUUUAAAUAUUUGUUUCAAGGAAAAUUCAUGCUUUUCUAUAGUGAGAGAUAAUGCUUUUAGUUUGAUCUAGGGUAUGGUUAUAGCCAUGGACAAGGAUAAUUAACAUUUGUACAACUAAAUAGUAAAUAAUUUGGUCUAACGUACUAUAGUAGUAUGUAAGCAACAUACAAUUCAGAUAAGAGAGUUAACAUGUCUUGAUUAGUUCUGUAGACCAAUUCCUCGUCAUUGUGAGUUUCUGCAUUAUGCGUACAAUUAAGUGUAACAACAGGAUUAAAAAGGGUCUUAGUGUCGUCUCAACAUUGUGUGUGAUUUGACAAAUGUAAAUGAAUUUUUGCAAAAUGUCCACACCUUAUAAUGUUGAUUACAUAUUUGAUGAUGGUCAAUUUUGAUGAAGUAAGGGUAUCUAAAUGCCAUAUUCACAUCUUAAAGAUUGGCAUUUCAAAAUUGAAUUAUAAAAAGGGAUUUUUAUGGCAGUUGUUCUGUGAGCAUUUUUCAUGCAAUAUGCAAAAUGUCACGAUGAAUGGAAAUCACCUAUUAAUACUGAGUAGGUUUAAUGAAGCAGAACUGAAUUCUCAUCUCUGUUAUCAGUACCCAGAAUCUGUUUGAUUCAUCGGAGAUUAUGUGACAUCGAAGUUUGAGGCAUUUGGUGGUUUUUUAAUGAGAAAGGUGUCUUGUUUUGCUAAAAAGGGUUUGUGAAAUAUGCAGGAAAUAUGAAAUUGGCAGUAUUAAAAGACACAAUAUGUAAGCUAUUAUUUAUAUUUUGUGUUCCAGCUAAUGAAACAUUUUCCAAUUUGACAGUUUUUAUUUGAGAAAAAUGUCUUCUCUGUCAACCUGUUCCCAUGAAGCAUUGCAUGAACAAGUACAUAUGCUCCGCACAUAUUCAAGAUGUUGAGAAUUAAUGGUUUAUAUUCAGCACAUACUAAUUGUUUUCAUCUACCUAUUGAUGAGGACUUGUAAGUUUGGCUUAAGUGAUUUUAUAAGCUUCUCUUAUCAUAUUGGCUGCUUAUCAAGCCAAUCAG
Saccoglossus kowalevskii is the source of this 3112-nucleotide messenger RNA. Its product is annotated as TGF-beta receptor type-1-like. The record is from RefSeq and is a predicted model, not a curated record. Gene Ontology annotation, cellular component: plasma membrane; signaling receptor complex. NCBI's taxonomy places the organism in Eukaryota, Metazoa, Hemichordata, Enteropneusta, Harrimaniidae. Gene Ontology annotation, biological process: protein phosphorylation; cellular response to growth factor stimulus; cell surface receptor protein serine/threonine kinase signaling pathway. Gene Ontology annotation, molecular function: ATP binding; transmembrane receptor protein serine/threonine kinase activity.